GAAGAAUAGUUUUAUGGAUUAAACGUUCCUCAGGUUCAACUGAACGUUAACCAAAGAGAUGACGGUUUGUAAUCUCUGCACUGAUUGGUGAGCUCGUGCGUUCAGCUUCAGACCGGAUGCAGUUAAAGACUGGGCUGGAGUCUGUGGAUUCCGACAGCCCUGAAGGCAGCAGCGGAGUAGAGGAGGAGCAGCUGAGGGUCUCGGAGCGGGCCACCGUAGAUUGAUGAUUUGCAGCUCAUCAGCUGAUUGGCUCAUGUUAACAACCAAGCAUGGACUCUGAGGCCACGCCCUGAACCGCAGGACUCAUCCCGAUUGGCCAUGGUAGCAGAGGGGCCGCCUCAUCCUAAGAUGGAGCAAUUGGACGAGCUGAGCUUAGGGGCGGGGCUUGAAGUAGCAGAGGAAGCAGGACGUGGUGAGGAUCCUGAACCGGCCAUGGUUCAGCCGCCGGACGCCAUGACGAUGGAACAGUGCUGGAGGCGACAGUUCCCGGACCGCCGGCGCUGCUCGGUCGUCCUUCUCAGGCUUCCUGCGGAGACGCUGCGGCUCUGGCGGCGGGGCGGUGCAGAGAGGAGGCGGAGCCAGCGGGUCAGGUCACGUGACCUGCGGUCCGGCUGGGACUGGAUGGAGCCGCUGGACCUGGAGAACGGCGGCGCCGGAACCCGAGACUUUGUCAAGAAGGUGGAGGUGAACGCCCCUGAAGAUGACCCUGGGAAACCCCAGAGCCUACUGCGACUGAAGCAACGCCUGGAGCCGCCCUCCGACCCCGCCCACCCAGAUGAUGGUGCCGCCCUGGGUGAGCCGCCGCAGAGCGACCACACCUACUGCAUGGGCUUCAAUACACCUGAGAGCAGCAGCCAAUCACUGGAGGACAGGCCGCCGUCCCCAUUGUCCAGCUGGUCAAAAAGAGACGGAGACGGCCGCUGCUCACCUGCAGAGAAGAAGAAGAAGAAGAAGAACGUGCCGAGUGUGGUGCUGAGGAAGGUGACAGGUGAUCAGUGGGUCCUCAGGACUGGAUCUGUUACAGACGAGGAAGUGGAGGAUGAUGAGAAAGUUCAGAUGAAGGACAAGAAGAGAGACGAGACGUCAGCAUCAAGACAGAAGAUGCGCCGCCAGGCCUGUCGGAGCUGCCCUGCGUGUCUGAGGGAGAACUGCGGCGUUUGCACGUUCUGCCGCGACAUGAGGAAGUUCGGCGGUCCGUCCCGCAUGAAGCAGAAGUGUGUGAGGCGGCGCUGCCUGCUGCUGAACGCCCAGAAACAGCCGACCAAGCAAGAGACCCGACCCGGAGACGACACGGUCUGUCCGGGCACCUGGCAGGACGGCGUCCGCCGCUGGAGACACGAGACGACGGCAGGAAGGCGAGAGGAGAUGAGGAAGAGGAUGUGGAUGAAGAGGAGGAAGAGGAAGAGGGGCGGAGCCUCCGAGACCCGGAACGGCUGGAUCGGUCCGCUGAUGAAGAGCGAGGAAGAGGAGACGCCAUUGUCCCACUGUCACCAGUUCACUGGAACCAGUGGGACCAGUUCAACUCCGACUGGGACUCACCUGCAGUGGAACCUGACCCUGGACCGCGCCCACCUGUCCUCCGCUGUCCUCUCUGACUCCGCCCUCUCCUGUUGUCUGGCCUGUUGCCUCAGAGGCGAAGGAGGAGGAGCAGCCAGUCAGCAUCGAGCUUUACGGCAGGGAGGCGGAGCUUGGACCGGGACGUCUGAGGAGGGCAAGUUCUACGAAGUGGAGGUGGAGCUGCUGGACCCCGAGUCCGACCAGAACGUAAUGACAUCAUCACCGGGAAGCUCUGACAUCACCGCUGACAUCACUGCUGACAUCACUGCUGACAUCACCUGCAGUCGGCCGGACUUUAUAUCGUUGGAACCGCAGGGGUUCCUCCUGUUUGGGGGCGGAGCCAGCCACGCAGGGGGGCGGGCCUUGUUCCGUCUGCUGAAGGCGCUGAGGAGGACGGUGCUGCCGGCGCAUUGGGUCGCCGUGAUGGCUGCAGGACCGGAGCUGCAGCUGCUGCAGUGCUGCAGGCUGUCCUCCAUGAGGGACGCCAUCGUCACGUCCAAACGGAUCGCAGCUUCCGGGUCAGCGUGCGGUCCCGCCUUCUGCCCGACGGCCACCGCCUCUACAGAGAUUGGUGUCUCUGCUGCUGGAUCUGGAGCGACUCGCCGUCUGCCGUGGCUGCAGGGUUCAGGCGGCGUCCCGUCAGCUGCCGCUCCGCUCCCCAGACUGCCACCUGCUGGUGACUCGCCCUUCCACACCUGCUUGCCGUGCUGGAAGAGGAGGAGGAAGAGGAGGGUGAAGAUGAAGAUGGAGCAAUGGUGGAGGAGUUUCAGUCUUGUUAAAGUGCCUCACCAUGUUGAGCUGGGGCUUCUGGGAGAGUGGAUCCCUGCCAGGGAACCAUUAGGGAACUAUCAGAGGCCCAGCAGGGAACCAUUAGGGCCCUCCUGCCCUCUGCUGGUGGUUCUGUGA
Molecule: messenger RNA, 2463 nt
Organism: Poeciliopsis prolifica (blackstripe livebearer)
Lineage: Eukaryota; Metazoa; Chordata; Actinopteri; Cyprinodontiformes; Poeciliidae
Exons: 16
Coding region: 319-2463 (714 amino acids)
Molecular function (GO): DNA binding; zinc ion binding
Source: RefSeq, a predicted model, not a curated record